Jaculus jaculus (lesser Egyptian jerboa) is the source of this 1865-nucleotide messenger RNA. RefSeq names its product CTP synthase 1-like. NCBI's taxonomy places the organism in Eukaryota, Metazoa, Chordata, Mammalia, Rodentia, Dipodidae. The transcript has a single exon. The record is from RefSeq and is a predicted model, not a curated record. Gene Ontology annotation, molecular function: CTP synthase activity; identical protein binding. Gene Ontology annotation, biological process: pyrimidine nucleobase biosynthetic process; CTP biosynthetic process. Gene Ontology annotation, cellular component: cytoophidium; cytoplasm.
CCAGGGCUCCGCCGCGACCCCGCCGGCCUAGCUGUGAGGCUGACGCGAGAGUCUUGAAGCCUACCUCAGCUCAAAAAGAAAAAUGAAGUACAUACUAGUUACCGGUGGUGUAAUAUCAGGAAUUGGAAAAGGAGUCAUUGCCAGCAGUGUGGGUACAAUACUGAAGUCCUGUGGCUUACAUGUAACUUCAAUUAAAAUUGAUCCCUACAUUAACAUUGAUGCUGGAACCUUCUCUCCAUAUGAGCAUGGUGAAGUCUUUGUGCUAGAUGAUGGUGGAGAAGUUGACCUUGACCUGGGAAACUAUGAACGAUUCCUUGAUAUUCGCCUUACCAAGGACAAUAAUCUGACCACAGGGAAAAUAUACCAGUACGUCAUUAACAAGGAGCGCAAAGGAGAUUACUUGGGGAAAACUGUCCAAGUUGUCCCUCACAUCACCGAUGCAAUCCAGGAGUGGGUGAUGAGACAGCCUUUAAUCCCUGUAGAUGAAGAUGGCCUGGAACCUCAAGUGUGUGUCAUCGAGCUUGGCGGAACAGUAGGUGAUAUUGAAAGCAUGCCCUUUAUCGAGGCCUUCCGCCAGUUCCAGUUCAAGGUCAAGAGGGAGAACUUUUGUAAUAUCCACGUCAGUUUAGUUCCUCAGCCAAGUUCAACAGGGGAACAGAAGACAAAGCCUACCCAGAACAGUGUUCGGGAGCUUAGAGGGCUCGGGCUCUCCCCUGACCUGGUGGUAUACAGGUGCUCAAAUCCUCUUGACACAUCUGUGAAAGAGAAAAUAUCAAUGUUCUGCCAUGUGGAACCUGAACAAGUGAUCUGUGUCCAUGAUGUCUCAUCCGUCUACCGGGUCCCCCUGUUGUUAGAAGAGCAAGGUGUUGUAGACUAUUUUCUUCGGAGACUGGACCUUCCUAUUGAGAGGCAAUCACGAAAAAUGCUGAUGAAGUGGAAAGAGAUGGCAGACAGAUAUGAUCGCUUACUUGAGACCUGCUCAAUUGCCCUUGUGGGGAAGUACACCAAAUUCUCAGACUCAUAUGCCUCUGUCAUAAAAGCUCUAGAACAUUCUGCAUUAGCCAUCAACCACAAACUGGAAAUCAAGUAUAUAGACUCCACAGACCUGGAGCCCAGCACCCUGCAGGAGGAGCCUGUCCGCUACCAUGAAGCAUGGCAGAAGCUCUGUAGUGCUCAUGGAGUGCUGGUUCCAGGAGGAUUUGGUGUUCGAGGAACAGAAGGAAAAAUUCAAGCAAUUGCCUGGACUCAGAAACAGAAAAAACCUUUCUUGGGCGUGUGUUUAGGAGUGCAGCUGGCAGUGGUUGAAUUUUCAAGAAAUGUUCUGGGAUGGCAAGAUGCCAAUUCUACAGAGUUUGAUCCUAAGACCAGUCAUCCUGUGGUCGUAGACAUGCCAGAACACAACCCUGGGCAGAUGCGCAGAACCAUGAGGCUGGGCAAGAGGAGAACCCUGUUCCAGACCAAGAACUCAGUCAUGAGGAAACUCUACAGUGACAUAGACUACUUGGAAGAGAGACACCGCCACUGAUUCGAGGUGAAUCCAGUCUUGAAAAAGUGCUUGGAGGAGCAAGGUUUGAAGUUUGUUGGCCAAGAUGUUGAAGGUCAAAGGAUGGAAAUUGUGGAGUUGGAAGAUCACCCUUUCUUUGUUGGGGUCCAGUACCACCCCGAGUUCCUGUCCAGGCCUAGCAAGCCCUCUCCACCCUACUUUGGCCUACUCCUGGCUUCUGUGGGGCGGCUCCUGCAUUACCUCCAGAAAGGCUGCCGGCUUUCUCCCAGGGACACUUACAGUGACAGAAGUGGGAGCAGCUCCCCCGACUCUGAAAUCACAGAGCUGAAGUUUCCAUCAAUAAAUCAUGACUGAUCCCUAG